AUGAGCAAACAGCCAGCAGCGCCACGCGCCGGCGGUGACCCCCGUAGCCGUGCUCGUGUAGCCGAUGCUGCAUCAUCUCAGACAGCCACAGGCCGCAACCGUGUGUCCUACGUGCUGCCAGCGUAUAAGGCAGGCCAGGCGACGGAACCCCAAACGGAGGCUGCGGAGCAGCUGCCGGGUCACGAUGACGCCGGGGCUACAGCGCGCCCCAGGCAUUCCUAUGUGCCGCCGUCUCAGAGGAGGCGAGAGCAACCGCCACGGCCGGCAAUUGAGCAGCCGCCGGACCAUGCGCCGUAUCCGCCGCCACCGGGGAGCAUCCAUGUUAGACCGGGAGGAGCUGCACCGCCACGCAGGGUCAGCUUCCCCAUAAAGACUAUGGAGCGCAUCAGCACGCUUGAAGACAGCAGCAUGGUUGCCGCACCGACGGGCGGGAGCCCGCCACCGCUGCAUGCACAUCACGCGCAUAUGCAUCCGCGGGCGAGGCCGACAAGGCCUUGGUCGGGUAAGAUGAGGCAGCCGGUGGGGGCUUUGCACAUGUGCUUCACCGCGUGCUGCAUCCUCUUCUGCCUGCUGUUGAUCGUCCUCGGCGUCGCCGCUCUGGUCGUCUACCAGCGGUACCACCCGCAGCUGCCCCGGAUGCUCGUGACCACGGCGACCUUGAACGCGGAGGACAUCGCUCGCGGCGGGCAGGCGCUCAACACCAGCCUCACCGUCGCGGUCACUAUCCACAACCCCAACACCAAGAUCGACGUGGUGCUGCACUACACGCCGCUGGACCUCUACUUUCAUGGCAGCCUGAUCGAGACGCAGCUUGUGUGGCCUGCGCCGCUGCAUGAGGAGCCCGGCGGCUCCGUCCUCCGCAGCGUGCACAUGGCGGUGAACUUGACGAGCGAGGAGGACGUGGCUUUGUGGCAUAACGCGACGACCAAGGGCGGGGCACCCGUGGAGCUGAGUCUCGUCGGCAGGUUCCACGCGCGGCUCAACUUCGGACGCUGGCUUUCGUUCAAGUAUUGGGUCCACCCGAGCUGCACGCUCUGGCUCGACUCGCCACCGGGCAGCACACUCCGCCGGGUGCAGUGCUGA
This is a messenger RNA of Phragmites australis (common reed), 1083 nucleotides long. RefSeq lists its product as uncharacterized. Gene Ontology annotation, cellular component: plasma membrane. The record is from RefSeq and is a predicted model, not a curated record. The coding region runs from base 1 to 1083 and encodes 360 amino acids. The transcript has a single exon. Lineage: Eukaryota; Viridiplantae; Streptophyta; Magnoliopsida; Poales; Poaceae.